UCUAAACAAAACACUAAAAUUUAGUCACUAAAAUGAAAUAGAACGCGAGCGAAGAAACAAACUCAAUGAGAACUGCUUCAUCCGUACAAUCGAGUGGCUUCGAGAUUGAAAAAUCUAUCAAUCAUUAUGUACAGAGCUGCAUCUUCUCGCCUUACAUCUCUCAAGCUUAGUUUCAUGUCGUUUUUAAUUCAGUGUCGUUUUAUCGCCAUAUCGCGCAUUUGAUACAAUUUUUAUUGAUUAGUAGUAUUGUUUUUUCCUGUUGAGUCCACGAUUAAGCGAUUCCUUGGCUGAUAGAUUUGUUAACUUCAUUGAAUAGUUUAAUUUUGAUUCGAUUUGUAUGAUUUUUCUAGUUUAAAUGUUGCUUAGUUUGGCUGUUGUAUAUUAGUAUAUUAUGCAGUGUUUUGGAAGUGGUAUAGCAAGUCUUAUUGUAUUGUAUUUACUUUUGAUUCAAUUGUUACCGUUUGAAGAUCAUAGGUGCUAGCAAUCGUUGCUUUCGACUUUAAGAAACCGAUAAACCUUCAAGAAUGGAGUCUUUUGAUCCAAGGUUUCGUCUAUAUAUUACUGGGUAUCACUAUCGAUUCUUCAAACAGCAAGUAGAAUUCGUGCAAUUCAUCAAUUUGCUUUUGUCUUGCAGCUAUGAUUUUAGUUGCUAUCAUCUACUAUUUCUCACAUACCAUCCCUGCACUCACAUGGAUAAUAUAUUGUGUAGUGGCACCUACUGUUUUAGCUGCUCAAAUUGAUCCACUUUUGUUUGAAGCUCUUUAUGCAUCCCAGCAUGCAAUCUUUCUCUUUGCCAGAAUUCCCCAGAUAUUGAAAAAUUUCUCUAACAAGAGUACCGGGCAGCUCAGCUUCUUAUCCUGUUUGAUGAAUUUUGCGGGCUCUAUAGUGAGAGUUUUUACCAGUGUUAUUUUGGGGUCUGCUAUCGGUGUCAUGGCGCAUGGCAACACACAAGCUUGUGUUUUGAACGUCGCUGUUCGAGGCGUUGAGAUGCACAGCACAUUAGUCGGUGUGCCGAUGAAGACCUGGCAGGGUGGCUCAGGCUCUGUACAAGGAGUAACAUUCUCAAACAUUCAAGUUUCUGGAGUUGAAACUCCAGUAAUAUGAUUGAUCAAUUCAACUGUGAUGGCGGCAACCGAAAUGAAUCUUCAGCCGUUGCUAUAUCAGGCAUAAGCUAUGUAAAUAUAAAAGGCACUUACACAAGAAGUCCUCUGCACCUAGCUUGCAGUGACGACUUGCCAUACAUUGGUGUCUCUCCGGAUACAAUAGAGCUUGAAUCGGCUGGUGAAGACAGCCAACCAUUCUGCUGGAACACACACGGAGGUCUGAGAGGCACAACUGUUCCCUCAGUAAACUGCUUGCAAACUGGCGAAUCAAGAAAGUCCGAUGUACAUAAUUGCUGAGCUAUAGCAUAGGUACGCAUACGAAUAUAGAAUCAGAAAAUGGUAUAGUUUGUAAAACUACAAAGACAGCCAAUGGCAAAAAAUUCAGUUAUAUAUAUAUAUAUAUAUAUAUAUAUAUAUAUAUAUAUAUAUAUAUAUAUAUAUGCUUAUUAAGUGAACUCUUUGGUAACUGUAUUUACGUGAGGAUACCAUAAAAUCAGACUCUAUCACAAUUAUGUAAAGAUAGAAGGAAAAUAAAGUAGAAAAAUCAGUUUCAGCUUGAA
This is a messenger RNA of Mercurialis annua (annual mercury), 1663 nucleotides long. RefSeq names its product mannose-P-dolichol utilization defect 1 protein homolog 2-like. Gene Ontology annotation, biological process: carbohydrate metabolic process. Gene Ontology annotation, molecular function: polygalacturonase activity. The coding region runs from base 637 to 1104 and encodes 155 amino acids. The transcript has 8 exons. NCBI's taxonomy places the organism in Eukaryota, Viridiplantae, Streptophyta, Magnoliopsida, Malpighiales, Euphorbiaceae. The record is from RefSeq and is a predicted model, not a curated record.